UACUUUUCUUGUUAUGAUAAAGGAAAUUGUUGAUCCAUAUUUCAGUUUCAGAAUUCAUAUUUCAGUUUGUUUUACUAUCUCUUAGUCGAAAUGCCAGAGAGAAAGAAAAGGGAACGAGAAUGUCCUGCAGAGUUUGAAUGGAAUGCUAAAAUGGGCAAAUGUGUCGAAUGUAGACCAGGCUAUUACGGAUUGAAUUGCUCGAAAUCAUGUGUAAAGCCCUUUUAUGGCUAUGGGUGCCAAAAGAAAUGUUCCGAAUGUGAUGAGAGCUUAUGUGACGUUUCCACAGGUUGUCCAAUAUACACAGAGUCAACAGAGUCAACAAAAACAACAACAAUCUUAGCUUCACGAGGAGGAAGUUUGUCUACAGUUCCCAAACAAACAAGCACUGCUUCAAAAGCCACAACGUAUUCAUCAAGCAAAUUUAACACCCUUGAAGCUCAGAAAUCUACUUCUUUCCAAAAAUCCACAAUUAUAUCAUUUUUAGCUUCAACGACAGCAACACCUUCCUUUUUUGAUUCCUAUUAUCCUGUUUUAUUGGGUAUCUUCGGUGUCUCUUCGCUUUUCCUCAUCAUCUUCACAAUUUACGUCAGCAUACAUAUACACGAGAAGUGUUCAAAACGAAGAAAGUCUAAAAUACCACAUAAAGCGAGUGUUGAGAUAAUUGAGACCUACCAAGAGAUAAAUGACUUUGGUACAGAAGGAAACAUUAUGGGAUAUGAUCCUUUAGGUCAUAACAGACCUUCAAAGAAAAGCCAACCAGAACACAGCCUGGAACUCGUAACUGUAGUUCAGAGCAGUGUGAUAGAAAAUUCUACCUACCAGAUAGAGAGCGUUAAUGAUUAUUCAGAGGUUAAAGAUGAUGAACAAACAUCCUCUGUAAAUCCACCUAUCUGUGUGACAGGGUCUAGGUAUAUAUCAAGUCCAUCUUCACAGCAUGGUAAACUGGAUCUCAAGAAAAGGAGUCCCUCGCACGAUAAUGAUGGUUAUAUGUUACCAAACUCUGAGGCUUGUGGAAUGAGCGAUGAUGUUGGGGAAGAAUUGUGUUCUAGUCCUUACACAUCUCCAACCAUUUCUCCUAGUGAAAACUAUCUAGACAGCGCUGACGUAAACAAUAAAAUAAACGAAGAAUCCCUGAAUGUAUAUCUGACAGUUCUGCCUGAUUGA
Molecule: messenger RNA, 1164 nt
Organism: Saccostrea echinata
Lineage: Eukaryota; Metazoa; Mollusca; Bivalvia; Ostreida; Ostreidae
Exons: 4
Coding region: 91-1164 (357 amino acids)
Source: RefSeq, a predicted model, not a curated record